CGUCGCGCCACAGGUUCCCAUCGUGGCGAUGACGUCGAACAUCCGGCAGGAAGACAUCCAAACCUACUUCCAAUUUGGUAAGUUCGACCUACCGCUAUGUCAGCCACCGAACCCCUCUAACCAUUGACCAGGAAUGAACGACGUGCUCGCCAAACCCUUCACUCGGGACGGCAUGGCCCGCAUCCUCCGCAAGCACCUCGUCCGCAUGCUCAAAGACCCGCAAGCCGCCGGCCUGGCCGAUGACCUGAGCCAAACGGUAGCCGGCGCGCCCGCUCCGGCUACUCAAGCAGGCUAUGUACCCGCAACCAUGGCGGGUAUGGCCCAGGUCAAGUUCGAGCACACGCCUAUCCAGUCACCGUCCACCGCCUCCUCGUGGCACUCUCCCGGUGGUCAAAUGCACCAGACAUCCCCCAACCUCGACGGCGGCGGGCCUGGCGGCGGGUACAUGGCUGGGCCUGGCGGCGGUAUGGUGCUUACCUCCGGGGCCACGCAGAGGCCGCCGUCACAAACCCCGCACCACCCCCAUCACCAGCCCCAGGCCCGGCCUCAGCAAGGCGGGUACGCCGGGUAUAUGACGGCACAGCAAGUAGCAGGAGCGCAAGUCGCUCAGGCGCAGGCGCAGGCGCAGGCUCAGGCUCAAGCACAAGCACAGGCUCAUGCACAAGCACAAGCACAGGCUCAGGCUCAGGCUCAGGCACAAGCACAGGCACAGGCACAGGCACAGGCGCAAGCACAGGCGCAAGCGAUGAGGGGGAUGGCUGAGAGUGCGCAUAUGGCAGGGCUGCAGGUCGGCGGUGGAGGCGGUGGAGGAGGUGGGGAGGAUCGGCCGGAGAAGAGGCCGCGAUUGUACGGGCCUGUAGCAGGGCAGGGCGGGGGGGGCUAUGUGCAAUAAACAGCGCUCUUGUCGGCUGUCCGCGGCUCUUUGGGAAGAUUCGUAGGAUGAUGAUUUAAAGGUUUUGUCGACUUCAAUCGAAGGCGAUUGUUCGAGAAAGUCGCAUGGCGAGAGAAUCGGAUGGCUACGGGGCUGGGAUCUGGACAGCUUCUGUUACGAGUCGUAUUGGCGUUGGGUUUCGCGUCGGGAGGGUUGGGUUAUCGGU
This is a messenger RNA of Thermothelomyces thermophilus ATCC 42464, 1097 nucleotides long. RefSeq lists its product as uncharacterized. Bases 134 to 892 code for a protein of 252 amino acids. Lineage: Eukaryota; Fungi; Ascomycota; Sordariomycetes; Sordariales; Chaetomiaceae. The record is from RefSeq and is a predicted model, not a curated record. The transcript has a single exon.